Messenger RNA from Drosophila santomea, 543 nucleotides. Its product is annotated as pheromone-processing carboxypeptidase KEX1. The record is from RefSeq and is a predicted model, not a curated record. NCBI's taxonomy places the organism in Eukaryota, Metazoa, Arthropoda, Insecta, Diptera, Drosophilidae. The transcript has a single exon. Bases 145 to 531 code for a protein of 128 amino acids.
UCAAAUAUGAGAUUCGUAAAUGACUCGUUCAAAUAAUAACAAAAACAGUCAUUGUCCAAAAAUUAGGCUUUCAAUAUAAAAAGGGAUUGAUCGAGGAGAUUUAAAAAUUAGUUUCAAGCAUCGCUGAGCACAAAAACACCAAAAAUGCGAUUCCUAAUUAUCGUUGCCCUUGUGGCCUUUUUGGCGUUUGGCCUUGUGGCUGCCCGACUAGCUGAGAAUGAGGAGUCCUCCGUCCAGGAGAACACCGAUGAGGAUUCGUCCAGCAAUGAUGGUGUGGGAAACUCCAGUGCUGCUGAGGAAGGACCUGCUGUUGAAGAAAGUCAGGAUUCUGGAAAUGAGGCUACCAAGGAUGAGGAGUAUAGUGAGGAGGAGGAUUCAGACUAUGAAUCAAACGGAGAUGAUAACAAUGAGAAAGAUGACAACGAGUCGGAUGAUAAUACCGAAUCGGAUAAUAACAACGUUUCAGAAGGCGAUCAGGAUCGUCUAUUCGGUCCUAUUCUCAUCCAAGCAAGACCCCUUUUCCUUAAAUAAUAACAAGUCUUC